GAUGGUUCUUGUGAUGGUUCUUGUGAUUGAAUAAACUUGGUGCGCUACAUUUGGCAGCAUGUACAGGCUGUAUGCGCUAAUAUAUAUGUUGACUAUCAUUGUUGCUUCUCUUCACCCAGGAGUAAAUAGAUACAUGUGAGGGCAGAGAUGGUUCUUGUGAUUGAUUUAACUUGGUGUACUACAUAUUUGACAGCAACGGCUGUAUACUACCAAGAGAGCUGAGAUGGUUCAAGGAAUGCAAGUGGCCCAGUGACAAGAGAUACUAAAGUUGGAUUGCCAUAAGCGUUGGGCGCCCUCAAGUGGCAGAAUGUUGGACAAGUCAAGUGAAAAAAACAAUAUCACGUGACGAUGUUUUUCACCACUUUUUGCACGCGGCAGUAGUCUAGUCCGGUCGUCUGCUCAGCUGAGCGAACGAGCUUCUUGAAUCUUGGUGACCCUGAGUGACACAUUGUGGAGGGAAAGACCAGGACUUGAUGUUGAUUGAACCAGCAACUCUUUAGUUUGUGUUCUUCUAAAGCCAUCAGCAGUCUUCAAGAAUCUGUCAUGCAUUCUUGGUUACAUUUUAAAAAGGAUUCCAAACUUUCUGUCAGUUUUUGGCAGAGAAGACUUGACUUUGAUUGACCCCUGCAGCAGAACUCCUCAGUUGGUGUUCUUCUAAGCCAUCAUCAAUCUUCAAGAAUCCCUCAUGCAUUUAGGAUUAUGUUAAGGUGCUCCAUUUGUUGACUGAGAUUGACUCACAAGCAGCUGGAAUGGAAGAACCCAUUGAUGUACAUGUAGCUUCAGAUGUUACUGAUGAGGAUGCAUCGCUCAUCAAACCAAAUGCAAAUCAGAACUCAACAAUUGCAGUGCCAAAAGUCCCUGGUUUGAUAUCAGCUCGAUACACUCUUGCCAUCUUGAGUUUCCUCGGCUUGAUGAACAUCUAUGCAAUGAGGGUGAAUUUAAGUGUUGCGUUGGUUGCCAUGGUGAACACAACUUUGACCAAUCACAGCUCAGUAUGUCCUACUGCUAACAUGUCCCAUACUCCCAAGAAUGGAGAAUUCAAUUGGGACGAGUCAACUCAAGGACAGAUUCUAGGCUCUUUCUUUUAUGGUUACGUCUUUACUCAAAUACCUGGCGGUUUAUUGGCAGAUCGCUAUGGAGCAAAGCUAAUAUUUGGACUUGGAGUUCUUUGCACCGCUGUGUUAACCUUGGCUACGCCGUUUGCUGCCAGGGCAGGGUACCAGUAUUUGAUUGCCCUCAGAGUACUGGAAGGUGUUGGAGAGGGUGUGACUUAUCCAGCCAUGCAUUCCUUGUGGGGUCAUUGGGCUCCACCUCUUGAACGUAGCAGACUAGUUACCAUAACAUACUCAGGAAGUCAUAUGGGUACAGUCUUAGCAAUGCCAAUCUCAGGAUUACUCUCUGAAUUAAACUUCCUAGAUGGGUGGCCGUUAGCAUUCUACGUGUUCGGUACAUCAGCAUUGAUAUGGUUUGUCUUAUGGAUGUUACUUGUGCAUGAUAAACCAUCCAAACAUCCGCGUAUAUCAGAUGUAGAAAGAAUCUACAUUGAAUCCUCCAUUGGAGAUAAAGAUGGUGUGUAUUCUGUACCCUGGUGGAGUAUGAUGACUUCUACACCAGUGUGGGCCCUCGUGAUUACUUUCUUCUGCAGUACAUGGGGCUUUUAUACUUUACUUACAAACUUGCCAACGUAUCUCAAGGUUGUACUGGGAUUUGAUUUAUCGCAGAGUGGUUUCUUGGCUGCUGUACCAUACCUAGCUUUGUGGUGUGUGAUGAUUACCAGUGGACACAUUGCUGACUUUCUCAUCAGUCAUCAGAUAUUUUCAACAACCACCACCAGAAAGAUAUUUACUGCAUUAGGGUUAACCUUGCCAGGAACCUUCCUUGUCUUUACUAGUUACGUUGGAUGUGAUCACACAAUAGCUAUGACAUUGCUGACACUCUCUGUUACCUCGUCUGGCCUGAAUGGGUCAGGGAUUUCAGUUAACCAUUUAGACAUUGCUCCUAAGUAUGCCGGCUUACUCAUGGGGAUUUCUAACAUGGUAGGCAGCAUACCUGGAUUUCUUGGCCCAGUGGUUGCGGGUGUACUCACAGAAGAUAUGGAAACUUUCCAGCGUUGGAGUGUGAUAUUCUGGAUCUCAUUUGGGACCUACUUACUUGGGACGAUGGUUUACGUCUGUUUAGGAUCAGCAGAGAAGCAACCCUGGGCUAUGGAUUCACAAGAAUCAUCAGCGAUAACACAUCAAGACAUCAAUCCUUCAGUACAGAAUGAUGCAGGAAUAAUCAACGCCUAGAUUGAUCUUGACUGUCAGGCUAAUCCUUGCCAGAUUGAAUGUUAAAGGUAUGAUGCUAAAUAGACCAGGCAAGUCUCACAUGUUUUCAAACAAUUCCGGAGCACUUUAGCUGCGCGUAAAUUGCUUUAGCGCAUGAAGGAAAACAAACUCACACACUUUAACAGGUCCCAGUGAUCGAAUACAUGCAAGACUUGCUCAUUGUUUAAUAAUAGCAGGAAUAAACAUUCCAUGACAGAUUUACAAUCUGAAAUCUUCCUUUGAAAUUCUGUACCAGUCUUAGAAAUAUUUUUGCUGAACUAUGCACUAAUUUUUAUUUUUAUUUGCCAUAGACGCAAAACGAGCGUUCAUUAAUUCAAUAUGUUCUAUAUUCACAAUAUAAAUUGUUUAUUAUUAUAUCUUUAUAUAUUUUUUUAAAUUGUGCCCACCAGGUGACCACUUUAUUUAAUGAAGUUUGACUGGUUAAUUUUGUCACAAUUUCAUGCUCUACAAUCAUUCACAAAAUAUUCACAAAAUAUUAUCAUUCUAUUGGACUCGCACAAAAUGAAAGCACACAAAGAAAUAUUUCGAUUGAGAGUAUUCAGUGCAGUUCAUGCUUACUGCGAAUGCGAUAUUCAAUUAAGACAGGACAAAUUCGCAAUGAACAAUUCGGGUCAGUUGACUUGUGCCCAACUCCUGCGAAACAUUCACUGGAAACAUUCACUGUGAAAACAUAAUAAUCAUCUGCCACUACAGAUCUUAUAAAGACUAAAUCUUGCAAAUAUCUGGAAGAUUCUUAACUUAAAUGUAUACCGUGGAUAAUUAUGCAAUCUGAUUGGUGGAAACAAUUGAAAUCAUUGGUUUGAAGUCAUUGGAAAAGAUAUGGUGUAGCAUGGCUUGGUACUCAUGGUUAAAGUAAAAUUUCUGAAAUAUGUCUAACAGUAUUAAUGUUUUUUUUUUUUAAGAAGUAAACAAUCGACAAUAGUGAUACAUUUGUUUAAAAGAAAUUAUAUAUUUUUUAUUAACUUAAGGCUAUUUUAAUAACUUUAUAUGUGUAUAGUUAAUGAGUUGAAUAAUUAGGGGAAAUUAUUUUACUUAACCAGAAUGUUAAAAGUUAAAGGGGGCUCCAAGGUCAAAUUCAGUAAUGUGAGCGCUUACGAAAAUAAUAAAUAAUAAUAAUAUCAAAGUGUUAUGUAGCGCUCGUAUCUAAGAAAAAGUUACUGUAGGCGCUGAGUAUAUACAAACUUUCAGAAAGAUAGGUUUAAUAUUGAAGUUAUGAAUUCUGAGACCCAAUU
This is a messenger RNA of Asterias rubens (European starfish), 3559 nucleotides long. RefSeq names its product sialin-like. Gene Ontology annotation, molecular function: transmembrane transporter activity. Gene Ontology annotation, biological process: monoatomic anion transport; transmembrane transport. The coding region runs from base 750 to 2288 and encodes 512 amino acids. The transcript has 14 exons. The record is from RefSeq and is a predicted model, not a curated record. Lineage: Eukaryota; Metazoa; Echinodermata; Asteroidea; Forcipulatida; Asteriidae.